Messenger RNA from Mesorhabditis belari, 1146 nucleotides. The record is from the annotation of a GenBank genome assembly. NCBI's taxonomy places the organism in Eukaryota, Metazoa, Nematoda, Chromadorea, Rhabditida, Rhabditidae.
AUGACGUUGGAAAUUUAUUCGAAACGCAAACCCCAUCCAUUUCUCGGUCUUUAUUCGAAACGGAUUUCUUUCAACAGGCUGCCCAACGAGUUGAAGUUGUUGUGUUUCUCGUUUCUCGACAUCGAGGCUCUGUUGCGAUUGCUGAGAACGGCCUACGCGCCUCGGUGCCUCAUUUUCUCUCUUGGGCCAUUCCCGAAAAAAGUCGACCAAAUCUCGCUGGUCGCCGAUUUCUCCAACGAGGUAACGCUUAGUGUGGCGUGGCGAGGGAAACGAGUGCCGAUCAAGCUCAAGACGCACCAAGAGAAGGACACAAUUGAAGUAAAUCACCACCUUUUUGAUGGAUCACCGAGCCGUCUCUGGCGCCUCACGCGCUCGAUCGAGCACGUCGAUUUGCUGCUCAUUCCCCUUUGGACAAAGCCCGUUUUCCCCCACCUGGACUCGAUCGUCCGCUCGGGCACCCCACAAUUGGAGAGAGUCCUCAAGGUGGCAAAAAAGGAGGCACGCUUUUUCCCCGGCCUCAAAACGAUCAACAAUGUGCAAGUCGAGAGCACUUUGGACGUCGUGAAAACCAUUUUCGACACCUUUCGCCCAGCAAUCCACAACUCGUUGCAAGUUGAGGUGUUGCGAGGAGACGACGCCGAGAUCUCCGCCUACUGCUCGACGCUCUUCGAAAAGCGCUCGUGCUUCUUCUGGGGCAGCGCCUCAAAAUACUACUGGGUCUUCAUGUCGACACCUGGUUCGGGAACGAUUUUCAUUGAGGACUUGCAAUGGUUUCUCUUCAAAGGCCUCGUCAACAAAGUGCUCGAAGAGGGCAUCGGCGACUCGCCGGCGUUGAUCGCUCACCACAUCGACACCGCUCAGCACACCGAUCCGGAGAAACAUCGCCACACUCAUUUGCGCUCGUUGAGGAAGCUUUUUGAGGAGGCGGGCGCCGAGAGCGUUUGGCUAUCGCCCGCCGAAAGAGGCGAAAUACGCGCUCGCCUCGUCGCCGCCUACAAGAACUCCUCGGAAACGCGACGUAUCAAGUAUUUCCCAAAGACUUUUUACUUUGUAAAGACUUUCGGCAAAAAACAACAGACAUUCCUGUUGAAUGUCAGCGAGAAGAACGCGCCGUUCCACGUACAAUUCGUCGCGCUUAGCCUCCAC